This is a messenger RNA of Camellia sinensis, 2352 nucleotides long. The record is from RefSeq and is a predicted model, not a curated record. NCBI's taxonomy places the organism in Eukaryota, Viridiplantae, Streptophyta, Magnoliopsida, Ericales, Theaceae.
UUUCACAUUUCUUUGUCAUUUGAUUUGCGAUCUUUGGAAUACUCUGGAUGAAAACAAAAAGCUUGCAGUUCAACACUACGCUUACAACACUACACCCAGAGAGAGAGAGAGAGGGAUCUGAUUUUGGAGGGAGGGGCAAGAAAAGAACAGCUGAUUCGCUCGGUCCAAUGGAGUAUCGAAAAAUCAAAGAUGAGGUUUUGCCCCUUUUUCUCCUUUUCUUUACUCUAAUCCGUUGAUUACAUGAUUACAGCUUGCAAUCAAUUUAAAUCAACCCUAAUAAACAAAACUUAGCUUCCAUUUCUUGUAUUGUAUCGUAUCGUAUUGUAUCUUCUCAAUCUUAUAAUCAUCGUUUGUCCAAUUCGAUUAUCUGAAAUCUCACAUGCUUCUCUUCCCUCUCUGCUCCAAUACAAUUGAUCAAGUUUUGAUGUAUUCAUUUCUGAUGCCUACUACAACUAGUUGUACUUCUUUUGAUUCAUUCAUCCUAAUUUUCAUUUUUCUUAAACUUAGGCCAUGUGAAUUCCUCUUACUCUUUUCUUUUAUGCUUUUUGAAGUUUUUAUGCUGCUUGCUAAUAAUCUUAUCAACUGUUUUCAUUUUUUGUUGUUGUUGUUGUGAUUUAUUCAAGUUGCUUAACCUUGUGGGUCUUAAGAUCAGGGGCGGAACCUACCAGCCCUAUGAAGAAAAUGCAGGGCCAGAUUAAGCCAGUACAUGGUAGGGGCUGAUUCUGUGUAGAUAGAUAGAUAGAUACACAUACCUAAUACACUUUAGUCGAGUUAUCCCCAUUGAAUAGUCGUAUAUAUGUUUUUUUGGUCUGUCAUUUUCUUUAUGUGCCAAGAAACUUGGAUUAUUUCAAGCACAUUCAGCUCCUUCUGCCUUGUGUUUCCAUUGAUCUAUGGAACUUUUAGGAUAAAGAUGAGGAUGCAAUCAGUGACGAUAUAGACAACUUACUCGGAAAAGCUUUUUCAGGUGGUAUGUUUUCGUUAAAGCUCAAACUUGAACUUGAUGAGCAGCCCGCCCAAUGAGUAACCUAUCAUGCUUUUCAUGUAAUCUGCAUUCCUCUAGUCCUCAUAAUAACUAUUGACCUUGCAGUUCCUGUUGGCAACAUGGCCACCUUAGGAGGCAGCUCUAGUGAACAGUUGAAGUGGAGGUGCAAGUAAGACCCAUUAUUCAAUUCUAAUGCAUCACGCCACUCCUAUUGGCUAUACUCAUUGUCUGGUCCAAGAGAGCUGGAAAGUACGAUUACAGUGUUACAACUGCAAAUUUCAUGCCUUGGUAAGAAUCUGGAGAAAUGAAGGCGUUACUGAUGAUAACAGGUUGAGUACGACAUUGGAUGAAGUUAGUGUAUACCCCAUACCAGCAGCGCUUUACCUCAUAAAAAAUUUGCUUCAGUAUUACAUCUUUGCUUAUGUGGAUGCCCCGGGGUACCAGAUACUGAAGAACCUCAAUAUUAUCAGUACUGGUGUGUUAUACAGAAUUAUUCUUAAGAGGAAGUUAAGUGAGAUUCAGUGGGCUGCCUUCAUUCUAUUAUGUGCAGGGUGCACCACAGCACAACUGAAUCCAUCUUCUGAUCGAGUUCUUCAAACUCCUUUUGAAGGUUGGGUGAUGGCCAUUGUCAUGGCACUUCUAAGUGGUUUUGCUGGAGUUUACACAGAGAACUUCUGGUUAUACGUCUUUGGGAUGGGCUUCAAUGCUAUUGCAAUACUGAUUCAAGAUUUUGAUGCUGUCAUGAACAAGGGGUUCUUCCACGGAUACUCAUUAAUUACAACUCUCAUGAUUCUUAACCAUGCACUAAGUGGCAUUGCUGUAUCGAUGGUCAUGAAGUAUGCUGACAAUAUUUUGAAGGUGUAUUCUACUUCAGUGGCAAUGCUGCUGACGGCAGUUUUUUCUGUGUUCCUAUUUGGGUUUCAUCUCUCCCUCGCCUUUUUCCUUGGCUCCACCAUUGUGUCUGUCUCAGUAUAUUUACACUGUUGGGAAGGCACAAAGAUAGUGAUGACCCUUCGGCUAAGCCAAAUUGCAUUGUCAAUGUACAGGCUAAUAUUCUGCAAUAUAUUUGUUUCUUUUUUGUUUUUCCAACUAAUUUUCUUGAAUUUACCGGUACAAAGCAUCUGUUUAGAUAACACAUGAUCAAGAUUUUAUUUUAUUUUUUCCCUAAUGUAAUAGCUGCCAUUUUUUGGAGAACAAUAUUCUUUUUGACUGUUCAUUAUUUACGACCUUAUGCAGAUUUUUCUUUUAAUAAUUUCGAGCUGUGUAGUCAAGUCUCAUUUUGCUGGUUUUAUCACUUGCUAAAUAUUUGGAGUCUGAUGUCUCCCUGGAUUGUAAAAUAAGUUGGUUAACAAAUGACAAGAUUCAGAUUA